UAUGAGUUUUAGAGAUUUAGAAAAUCCAGAAUAAGCAGUCUUUAUAUCUUAAGAUUUGUUAAAUGAAUCCUUUUCCCAAAUGUCUUAAGAACAAAAUGCUGAAUAAUAAUAAGAAUUUGCUAACAACAAUGAGAACUAUCCUCAAUUUAGCUAGACUUAGAAUUCUCACAUUCUAUCUGAAAUAAUCAAUACUCCAUCUCAACCUAAAUUAUAGACUAAAAAAUUUACAUUACUUCCCCAAUCAGGUGGACUAUUUUCUUAUUUAAUUGACAAUCAAAGUAGAAUAUAUGAUAUCUUUUAAAAUUUCUUACAUCGAUUAUUUCAAUACUACUUCAUAAAGAAAGUGAUGGAUCAAAAUAUUAUACAAAAUUAUAUUGAUUUAUAAGCAGUCAAAAGAAAACUCAGUUAUGUUCAAUAAGUAUAUAACUAAACAUUUUGUGCAUUGAAAAAUAGCAUUCAGUAUUAUUAAGAUAAGAUUUUGAUAUUGACAUCAGAAAUAGAUAAAGAGGAUCCUUAUUCUUUAUUAACUUAACAUGAAAUAGAUCUUAGAAGAGGAUUACAUGAUUUUUAUUAAUUUAUAGAUUCAGAGGACUUACUUACAAGUAGUAAAGGAAUGGGAGGAAGUUAAAACAUGUAUUUAUAUUAAUAUAAUUAAAAUUAGAAGUCAAUAUAAAACAAUAUAGAUAGAAGUAUUUAAUCCAGCUGAUUUAAAUUCUCUUGACAAAGUAGCUUAAUUUGUUUUAAAUAGUAUUGAAUUGGAAUAAAUUAACAUAACUCCAAUAUAAUUAUUAAAUGAUGAUUUAUCUUUGAAUUUACUUAAAGUUACUAUGCAAUUAUUGCAAAUAUGGUAACAUUUAUUUAGAUUUUUGAAUCAAAAUGAUGUAACAAAUAUUUAAUUCAAUUACGAAGUAGAUUAAGCUAAUCAUAAUGCUGCUAUUGUUGCAGCAUAAACAUUCUUGUUGGUUCCUUUGGAUAUAGCAAAUAAGAUUUUGAAAGGUCAAUAUAAAGAACUUAUAAAUUAUCAUCUUAAUUCCAAUAAUAAAUUGCCUCUUAAAGAGGAAUAUGAAAAGAAAAGAGAUGAAAAAAGUUAAGCUAAAUUAUAAAAUACACUUCAUUUUGAUAAAUCAGAGAAUAUUAUCAAAAUAGCUGAUGAUGCAUUAACAAAUGAAGCUGAGAAUUUUUCAUUUUCAAAUGCUGAACAUUCUUUAAUGGAAGAAUAAUCUGAUUAAUAAUAAACAAUUCAAAAAUAUAAUCAUAAAUAUUAAUUAAAUUCAGAAUAAUAUAAAUAAACAAUAUUAGAUUAGGCAGUUGAAUUAAGUUUUAAAGGAAAAAUAAAUGAAUCACAUUUAUUAGAUAUUUAACCUCCAAAACAUAGAUCAUAUAUUGCUGAAAGUGGAUAAUAAAUUUUAAGAAUUACUCCUAUUACAAUUUGUACUUUGAAUUGUUCAAAAUCUAAUGUUGAAUUUAAUCAUGUCAAUUAUUUUAUUGAUCCUUAAAAAGAAUUUUUACAUUACUUUAAACCAAAUACAAAGUUUUUCUUUUAAUGGUAAAUAGAUGCUGAAAAUGUUUAAAAGAUAAUUUGUGAUGUAGAACAAUAAUUUACAAAUGAAUUGAUUUCCUUUGCAACAAAAGAAGGAAUCAUAUUUUUAUUUAAUCCAUUUUCUAAGGCUGCUGAUAAUACCUUUUAUAGAUAUAAUGAACAAAGCUCUAUUCUUUAAGCAUUGCCUAAUAUGAUUGAAAAAAAAAGAAAUUUCAGAGUUGCUCAAGUAGGACAUUAUAUCUAUUUAAUUGGUGGUGAAAAUCAAUAUAAUUAAGUAACUAAUGCUUGUGAAAGGUUUAGUCUUAAAACAUUAGAAUGGUAAAAGAUCAAGUCUUUUUAAACUCCUUUAACCAAAGUUAAUCUAGUUGUUUUUCAACAAAGAUAUUUGAUUAGAUUUGGAGGAUUGAAUCGAUUCGAUCAUUUUGAUAAAACUGUAGAAAAGUAAGUUAGAAAAUAUAAAAUUAUAGGUAUGAUACAAAAAGACAUAAGUGGUACCAAAUAAAAUUGACUAGUGGACAAGAUUAAAUAUUCAAAUUGAAUAGUGUUUGUCUUUAAAUCAAUUUUAAUUCAAUCUUAAUUUUUGGAGGUUUAAAUGAUAAUGAUCACAGUGAUGCAACAAUAUAACUACUUAAUAUUGAUGAAGUUGAUAAGAAAAAGAACGAAGAUAUUGCACAUCUUUAAGAACUAAAUGUACAAUAAUAAUUACUAUCAUUUAUUGGUCAAUAUGAUUUAAAUGUAUAUUACUAGCAUGAUAGAAUUUACUUAUUUAGAAAAAACUACAGUUCAUUAUUAAUGUGA
Molecule: messenger RNA, 2338 nt
Organism: Paramecium pentaurelia
Lineage: Eukaryota; Ciliophora; Oligohymenophorea; Peniculida; Parameciidae
Source: the annotation of a GenBank genome assembly